Molecule: messenger RNA, 1534 nt
Organism: Cannabis sativa
Lineage: Eukaryota; Viridiplantae; Streptophyta; Magnoliopsida; Rosales; Cannabaceae
Product: tetraspanin-18
Exons: 6
Coding region: 374-1192 (272 amino acids)
Cellular component (GO): membrane
Source: RefSeq, a predicted model, not a curated record
AUGAUGAAGCCAAACACACCCUAAACCUUUCACAUAAUUUUCGAGUGUGUGUAUUUAUUGGAUGUGUUACACGUGUAGAAAAUUGUGUACGUGUGACAACAUAGUCUUUUGUUCCAAAAUUAAUUAUUAGCUGUUUUAUUUUGUUUUUUUUUUAUAUAAAUAUUUAAAUAUUUUUGAGUGGUCCAACAGCUGAAACCACCAAACAGCAUACUAAUUUUUAUUUAUUUUAUUUUUCAAAAUAAAAAUUGCUCAAAAAAAAAUAAAUAUACAGUGAUUUUACAGAACUGAUUCUCUAUACCUGUAUCCAAUUUAGGGUUUUUUUAAGGAAAAAAAGAAGAAAGAUUUGAUUUUUCUGCAAUUUGUGGAACCAAAAAUGGGGGGGCGCCCAAAUUGUUGUCACAUAUCCUUAGCUUUCGUUCUCAAAUUCCUCAAUUUUCUUCAAGCUUUCGUCGGUAUCUCCAUAAUACUCUACUCCUUAUGGAUGGUCGAUCAAUGGUACAAUCACAUCCCUAUAAACCCACCACCACCACCUUUGGCUCCUUCGCCCCAAGUUUCUGAACAAAUCGCUCCGUUUAAGCUCGCUUUCGAUUUGGUUUCUGGAUUCGAUCGCAGUUUAUUGCUUAAUUUGCACUCCCUUGAUCUUCCAGCACCUUGGUUCAUCUACUCUUUCAUGGGAGUGGGGAUUCUUUUGUGCUGUAUUACUUGCAUAGGUUGCAUUGCAGCUGAAGCAAUUAAUGGCUGCUGCCUAUGUUUUUACACUUCUCUUAAACUUGUGUUUAUUCUACUAGAAGCUGCUUUGGUGGCAUUUAUUGCAAUUGAUCGACGUUGGGAAAAGGAUCUUCCAUAUGACCCAACUGGUGAACUUCAAAGUCUUCGAGCUUUUGUUGAACAGAAUAGUGACAUUUGCAAGUGGAUUGGCAUUGUUGUGAUUACAGUACAGGCACUGUCGUUGCUACUAGCAAUAAUUCUAAGAGCUAUGGUUUCUACUCGAAAAGCUGACGAUGAUUUAGAAGAUGAUUAUGAUGUUAGGGGUAGAACUCGGGAGCCACUGUUAAAUUCACAGUCUCGCCAAGCAUCUGGAUCGUCCAAGGUUGAUGGAAGAGGGAGUCAUUCAGACACAUGGAGCUUGCGUAUGAGAGAUAAGUAUGGAUUGAACUCGAGUGAAAAGUCUAAUGCACCGAAUACAAAUUAAAGACGAGCAGUGAUGAUAUUGGAAGGUUUACUGCGGGGGUGAAAACGUGUAGCAACGCUACUCAUAUUUUCUUCAAAUUCCCGCUGACUACAGACGACAGAAAGAGUAUAUAAUAUUUAUCACUGUUAGCUUGUUUAUAUUUGUUACUUUCCUAAGCUCAUCUUUAAUCCUGCUCCUGUUCUUUUCAUGGUGUCAUUAUGUAUAUAGGUCUGAUCCAAACAAAAACGUAUGUUUCUCAAAACUCUAAUGUCUUCUGUUCAAUUGGGAGUUUUUGUAAUGUGUAAGGAAACUAAUAUCAUUGAUUGUAAAAUGAAGUUUUGUAUUCAAUUUUCUUUAAGAGAA